AGCGGGAAGGUCACAGGAAGUGAUUCAGGAGGUGUCAUUGAUCUUACACUGGAUGAAGAGGAUGAUGGCUCUUCUCAAGAUGGCAAGAAGCAGAACCAGACAUCUGUUACAGGAUUGAGCAUACCCACCCAGCCCUUGACUCGACCCUUGCAGCCUUUGCAGCCAAACCCAGUGCAGCAGACAGGUGUGCCAACGAGUGGACCUUCCCAGACCACCAUACAUGUGAUACCUACAGCUCCAACAACAGUGAAUGUGACUCAUCGGCCAGUGACUCAAACUGCUGCAAAACUUCCUAUACCAAGAGCCCCUGCUAACCAUCAGGUGGUCUACACCACUCUUCCUGCACCACCAGCGCAGAAUCCUGUACGGGGAGCUGUGAUGCCAAGCCCUGGUUUAAGGCCAGUCAACCCGCAGACUGGAGGUAUGGCAGUACGAAUGCCUCAAACAACUGCAUAUGUCGUGAACAACGGACUAACUCUUGGGUCUGGAGCACCUCAGCUUACAGUGCAUCAUCGGCCACCACAGGUGCAUGCUGAGCCACCACGCCCUGUACAUCCUGCCCCACUCCCGGAGGCACCACAGCCACCACGUCUGCCCCCUGAAGCUGCCAACACUUCUCUGCCUCAAAAGCCACAGCUGAAGCUGGCGCGGGUACAGAGCCAGAAUGGUAUUGUGCUGUCAUGGAGCGUCAUGGAGGUGGACCGGAGCUGUGCCACUGUGGACAGUUACCAUCUCUACGCCUACCACGAGGACCCGAGUGCCACUAUGCCCUCCCAGUGGAAGAAGAUUGGGGAAGUGAAGGCGCUCCCACUACCUAUGGCAUGCACUCUUACACAGUUUGUGUCUGGCAGCAAAUAUUACUUUGCAGUCCGGGCUAAGGACAUCUAUGGACGUUUUGGACCCUUCUGUGACCCCCAGUCCACAGAUGUGAUCUCCUCCCAGAGCAGUUAAACUAGAGAUCUUUGGAGCCUUUAAACCUGUCCUACUACCAAGAAUUACCCCAGUUUUGGGGGGUUGAUCCCAUGCAUGAAAUUCACUUUUAAAUCCACUCUCUGCAGGAUUAUUUUAGACAGUUGUGUGAUACACUACAUGCAUUCAGAACCAAAAGAAAAAUAAAGUCUCACCUGCAGCAAGAGCGCCUGUUUUUUCUGGAUAGCUCAAGUCAUGGGCCAAUU
Messenger RNA from Balearica regulorum gibbericeps (East African grey crowned-crane), 1175 nucleotides. The record is from RefSeq and is a predicted model, not a curated record. Lineage: Eukaryota; Metazoa; Chordata; Aves; Gruiformes; Gruidae.